This is a messenger RNA of Macrosteles quadrilineatus (aster leafhopper), 2320 nucleotides long. It is a transcript of the gene Lim1, whose product is annotated as LIM/homeobox protein Lhx1. Bases 521 to 1855 code for a protein of 444 amino acids. The transcript has 8 exons. NCBI's taxonomy places the organism in Eukaryota, Metazoa, Arthropoda, Insecta, Hemiptera, Cicadellidae. Gene Ontology annotation, molecular function: RNA polymerase II transcription regulatory region sequence-specific DNA binding; DNA-binding transcription factor activity, RNA polymerase II-specific. Gene Ontology annotation, cellular component: nucleus. Gene Ontology annotation, biological process: regulation of transcription by RNA polymerase II; neuron differentiation. The record is from RefSeq and is a predicted model, not a curated record.
UGUCUGUGAGGGGGUCGGUGAUACGUCGUCAUGGCCACGGGGAGGGCCUGCGCUUGGCGAUUUAUCACGUGAUUGGUCGAGAACGCGCAUGCGCAGAGGGAGUUGUCGGCGCGCCGGUGUGCGGCGGGUCGCGGCGAUGUCAGUUUGAGUUGACUCUCGUGCGGUGCGGACUGUGGACUGUGUGACGAACGUUAUGACCCUGUAGUGUUGGUCCCGGUGUAGGGGCCAGUGUCGUAGGAACCCGUGAAUCUCCACCGCCACCACGACGCCGAUCAAGCAAGAUCUACACCAGGCACCGCCCCCGUAUGGUAGGCGCCGCGGCGGCAAGCCGUCGUCCCUCGCAUCCACGUUCGGACUGCAAUACUUCCAGGAGGACGGAGGCUCCGGAUCAGGGGCUCUCCUCGGGACCCCGGGUCCUAGGGCCCACGCUCCCCUACUGGCACCGUGCUGCGUACCUCUACCCGUCACACAGACUCACAACAUAGGCCGAGCUCCAGGGUCGGCGUCGUCCGCCAACACCAUGAUCAUCGCCUGUGCCGGCUGUGACAAGCCAAUCCUGGACAAAUUCCUUCUGAAUGUUCUCGACAGGCCGUGGCACGCCGAGUGUGUCCGCUGUGUGGACUGCCACAACAACCUCACCGACAAGUGCUUCAGCCGCGAGGGGAAACUCUUCUGCAGGAAUGACUUCUUCAGGCGAUAUGGCACCAAGUGCAACGGCUGUUCGCAAGGAAUCUCACCCAGUGAUUUGGUGCGGAAGGCUCGCGACAAAGUGUUCCAUCUCAACUGUUUCACGUGCAUGGUGUGUCGGAAACAGCUGUCAACUGGCGAAGAACUCUAUGUCUUGGACGACAACAAGUUCAUCUGCAAAGAGGACUACAUCACAGGAAAACAUGGCGAAUCACUACCGUACUCAGGGUCCGAGGACGAGGAGGACGAUGAGAACAGCGGGUCGACGGCGGGACUGAUGAAGCACCACCAUCUUCAUGGACAGCUGCAUCCAGGAACACCAGAGACCAACAACAACUCCUUGUCCGCAGGAGAUCUUCAAGGUCCUCUCGGACAUUCUACCAACCCCGACACCAAGCCUGGCCAAGACGACUCUGAAGAUCAAGGACUAUGGUUGGGUUCAGGUUCCCUGGACGGGGAUGCGGAGACGAGGGACUCCCAGACAGAGAACAAAUCCCCGGAUGAUGGAAACUCGGGGUCCAAGAGAAGAGGGCCGAGGACUACGAUAAAGGCGAAGCAGUUGGAGAUCCUAAAGACUGCGUUCUCACAGACUCCCAAACCCACGAGGCACAUUCGGGAACAACUAGCUAAGGAGACCGGCUUGCCUAUGAGGGUUAUACAGGUUUGGUUCCAAAACAAGAGGAGUAAAGAAAGGCGACUAAAGCAGCUGACGUCAAUGGGCCGAGGUCCAUUCUUCGGUGGCUCUCGCAAGAUGAGAGGGUUUCCCAUGAACCUGAGUCCCGGCGGUCUCGACGAACCUCCACCGGGAUUCCCGUACUUCGCCACAGCCGACGGCAAGUUCGAGUUCGGUUACGGCGGCCCUGGAGGAUUUCCUCACGAGUUUUUCCCCGGCCACCACGCUCACGGACAACCUCUUCCAUUCAACCCCCAAGUACUCUUUGCCUUCCCAGGUGGACCCAUGGACCCAGGUCCGAUGGGGCCGAUGGGCAACGAGUUCGGUGGGAUGACUCCCGAGCCUCCCCCAGGGUUCAUUCCUCAGCCCCCGCCACCCACCGACCAACAGCUGCUAUCGCAGCGAGCCAGCCCAGAGUUCAUCAACCCUCAAGGAGUGAGUGGCAGCACGUUUUCCGAGCCCCAAUCCUUGCAGAACGAAGGUCUAGUGUGGUGAUAGCCGCAGUCCGUGCGACCAAGUGCCAUAUUGCAACACAAAAUAUUGUGGGACAUUGUUACGAUCAAUGAUAUGACACAAUAGCCAACUUAUGUUUUCGUUAUCGAGUUUCAACUCGCUGUGAACCUUAAGUGUGGACCCUGCUAUUUUUUUACUGUACUAGAUGAGUAUGUAUGUCUUCGUUUAAACUACGCGUGGUCGUUACUUUUGUUGAAGUGUUAUGCUUAUGUAUAUACAUAUACAUAUAUGCACGAUUUCGAUAGACUUUACUAUACAUCAUCAUUAUUUCGAAUUGUAAAUUGUAUAAUUUAAUAUUCUCGAUUAUGUUCUUCCAGUGAGAGACGUAGGGGCGAUGAGUUUCUUUACUUUGUUCUGUAACAUUUAUGUACAGUAAGGUAUCAGCUGUCCGUUAUUAGAAGUACACCUGUCUAUUGAUCGGCUAGUAAUAAAAAUAUAUUUAUGUUC